GUGGUCUGACAUAUUAAGUGUCAAGCCUGGACACAAAAAAUAAAUAAAAAUACAGAAAAAGCAUAUUUCGAACGGAAAGAUAAUCUAAUUUAAGUGAAUUCUACAAUGGAUAAUCCAACUGAUGAUAAAAAAGAAAUGUCAAUGGAACGUGAGUCUUCGACGGAUACUGCACCAGAAAAGCAAUCAACUUCGACAAAAAUUGACAUACUUCUCAAUGCGACUGGAAAUGUUCCGAUAAUGAAAAAACGUAAAUGGGCUGUAGAGGGCAACAAACCAAUAGGGUCAAUUAUUUCCUUUAUUCAUAAAUACCUGAAAAUGGACGCGGAAGAGAAGUUGUUUUUAUACGUGAAUCAAACAUUCGCACCGGCGCCGGAUCAAAUUAUAAAAAAUUUAUAUGACUGCUAUGGAUCGAAUGGCAAAUUGGUCCUGUAUUACUGCAAGAGUCAAGCCUGGGGCUAAUUUGCGUUACAUUUUAUAUUAUUUUCAGACUCUCAUCUUAAGAUUAAGCUAAUUUAACGCAUUUUUUAUAAUAAAUGUUGUGUUCUUAUUUUAAA
Molecule: messenger RNA, 554 nt
Organism: Bradysia coprophila
Lineage: Eukaryota; Metazoa; Arthropoda; Insecta; Diptera; Sciaridae
Gene: Atg12
Product: Autophagy-related 12
Biological process (GO): piecemeal microautophagy of the nucleus; protein lipidation involved in autophagosome assembly; autophagosome maturation
Cellular component (GO): cytoplasm; autophagosome membrane; Atg12-Atg5-Atg16 complex
Molecular function (GO): Atg8-family ligase activity
Source: RefSeq, a predicted model, not a curated record